AUGAAUGAGGCUUAUAAUUCUGAGACAGGAACAAGUUGUGAAAUGGAGACCAACGACACACAAGAAGAAUCAAUCUGCGUCGAAACCGAAAACCUGCCUACAAACUGCCCCAAGGUCGAUGACCCAGAAAUUUUCCCACCGACAGAGGUGUGGACCGAACUCAAGCUAGGAGUAUGUAACAUACCUGCUCAAAGAUUACAUUUAGUGGAAGCAAUAGUUGUUGACGGAUGUCCUACGGUUAUCAAGUCAGCCACCAUCGAUUUUCUUCAAGCUACGGUUACAAAAUACAUGCUAGGCAAAUUAUGUGACCAAGCUAAUACUGGAAUAUCCAAUCCCCAAACAUUUUCAACUAUCGCCGAAGCAAACAAAAUGUUGCGAGAUUUUGCAACACAAGAUAGGUGUGUUGGAAUCAGCGAUCCUGCAUUCAAAGAUAUAGUCCGCGUUGCAACUGCAUCACAUCUACAUGAGCCUGAGGACGAUACAAAAAUUUGGAGAGCUAAAAAUUGUCACUUGCUUGCGGCGACAGAUAGCGCCAUAUGUGUUGAAUGCAAAUCGCUUCUGCCUGCAUUGGUCAUGAGCCGCUACCGUGCCACCAAAACAGGAAAAAGUGCUGCGAAUAAGGUGAUUCACGCAUACAAAACUAAAGAAGAACUACAGUAUGCACUUAAUCAGGCAACAAGAAAAAUUAAAGUGCUGGAAAGGUGGAAGAAACGCGCGCUUGCACGAUUAAAGACCCUGAAGGCAGAGGUAUGCAACAUUCGCUUAAAACUGGCCGAAGCUGCUAAAACAACCACAUUACAACACCUCAUGAAGAAUAUGAAGACACCCAUGGACCCCAAGGUAAAAACUUAUCACGCUCCGUCAUGCACUUCACCUGUAUAACUAUACCUUAAAGCGUCCACACAUCACUUAAAUCUACACCACCCGUUAUUCAUCAACUACACACAUACCAUGCUCCCUUUAUUACAUACCAAAAAUGAAUUUGUGACGGCAGGGUUCAUAUUUUCCCUGUUAAUCGUCUUUUAUGAAUCCCUGUAGCCUCCAUGUAUCACAUUUUGAACAACUGUCUCCCUGUAGAUUGCACACUUCAUCUAAAAACACAUUUAUUUACACACUUGAGUGAUUUAAUAACUAAACCCAUUCAUGCAUGUUAUAUAUUGUGUAAGCACUUCGUCCCACUCGACCUACUACACUAUUGUAUAUUGUUAUUUGCACACAAUUAUUGUUAGUAUUUGGUUAUGAUAAACGAUUCAUAUCUUCUCGGUGUAUUUCAGGCCAAGUUAACUC
Messenger RNA from Daphnia magna, 1287 nucleotides. RefSeq lists its product as uncharacterized. The coding region runs from base 1 to 882 and encodes 293 amino acids. NCBI's taxonomy places the organism in Eukaryota, Metazoa, Arthropoda, Branchiopoda, Diplostraca, Daphniidae. The record is from RefSeq and is a predicted model, not a curated record. The transcript has 4 exons.